This is a messenger RNA of Heterocephalus glaber (naked mole-rat), 2401 nucleotides long. RefSeq names its product coiled-coil domain containing 102B (gene Ccdc102b). The record is from RefSeq and is a predicted model, not a curated record. NCBI's taxonomy places the organism in Eukaryota, Metazoa, Chordata, Mammalia, Rodentia, Bathyergidae.
UUGGCUCUGAUAAAGCUUCAUAACCAAUGGGAAUGCUUUUUGAAUUAGUGUAGAGUGUCCUUAAUGCUGGAAUAAUCCCGCUGGCCAGGACCCUGGAGCUGCACAAAUGAGAAGAGAAUUCAGGAAACUUUGUUGUUUACACAUGUGUCUACAAUUGAGAAGCUAGAGCAGCCUUGCAAGCCCAGAGGGCCUUAAAAGAUAAAUUCAAAUUUUGAUCCCAUUCAUCAAUUAAUCAAGGAAUCACAAAUCUUCUAGAUGCAGCAGUCAUCAGUUAAACCACACUGUGACAGGGUAGCACCUGCCUCCUCCCCCAGGGAUCCCAUUAAUUCUUGCUUUCCACAUUAUGGGCUGCAAGCUCACACCAGCCACAGUUUCAGUGCUCACUCAUUCAACACCAACAGCUGGGAUGUUAGUGAAGAACUUCGACUGCAGGAACUUGAAGAAGUCAAGGCCAGAGCUGCUCAGAUGGAAAAGACCAUGCGAUGGUGGUCAGACUGCACUGCCAAUUGGAGAGAAAAAUGGAGUAAAGUUCGAGCAGAAAGGAACAGUGCCAGGGAGGAAGGAAGACAACUCAGAAUAAAAUUAGAGAUGACAGUGAAGGAAUUGAGUGUGCUUAAAAAGAAACAAAGUCUGUUACUGCAAAAGGAAGCAUCAGAAGCCAAUAUCACCCAGGACCUGGAGCUUCCUACUUUUGUAGACAUGUCCUACAGGGAUGAAGACCAAUUUCAAACUACUUCACAAAUGUAUGAUUCUAUUGGGAAGUAUUUGGUGAAAAGACAAUUUCCUAUAGAGAAGAACACAAAUAGUAAGGAAGGUGUGGUUAUUGACCCUUUCCAAUUAAAUGAGGCGAUGAAGACCAAUUCAGAUUUUACUGAUGUAUUCAAAAGUAUUGGUUCUGGAAACUGUGCUAUGGUCCCUGCGCUCAGACUACAAGCAAUAAAUCUGCCUUCAGAGGAGGAAGGAGCUAAAAUUUCAGCUUUGCAAAUCCAUUUGGUUAAGUUACAGCAAACCUUACAGAAAGAAAGAGAAAUGCGUGCAGCUUUGGAAAAAGAAAUAGAACAAAUGGAGUCAGCUUUGUCUCUGUGGAAACGGAAGUAUGAAGAACUGAAAGGAUCAAAGGCAUCAAAUGGGAAAGAGUUCGUGAUCAGCUGGCUCCAAAGAAGAAACAGCAAGGGAGAAUGGGAUGGUGGAGGAAAAGCUGCUCAUGUCAUGGUGGCCAGGAAGCAGAGAGAGAAGAGGGAAGCCAUAGAGGAGAUAUGCCUUACCAGGUCAAACGUCCAGUCACCCACUUCUAACCAGUUUGACAUUCUUCAUGGUCAACAUGAAAAUGAAAUGGAACAAAUAUCAGGAGAUAUAAAGGAAGAAUUGAUUUCUCAAAACAACAAUGAUAAACUCAUCUGUGAGUUAGGAUCAGAGCUACAGAGAUUGCAAGCUGAAAAUCCUUCAGGGUGGGACAACACAGAAUUAAUUGAAACAGAAAAACAAGGACUAGAGAGAGAAAACAGAAGACUAAAAGUCCAGUUGAACGAAAUAGAAGAGCUCCUGGAAAGGAAAAACAGAUUAGGUGUAAACUUUCAAAGUCCUGAUGUCAAGACAUCACAAAUUGAAUUGCAAGAAAAGAACAAUGCAUGGUGUUCCUGGAAGCAUCUGUUCUCUUACUGUGUAUUUCCUUCUGAUGCUUAGGUGGGUGCUGCUUUCUCCCUGGUCCACCUCCACAUCUGAAUAUAUCUCUUUGUGCUAAUAUCUGACAGCUUGCUCUUUUCCUGUUUUAAUAAAUGUAAUGUUGCUUAUGUAUCUGAAAUAGAGUGUAACAAAUUUUGGAUGAAAAUGUGAAAAUAUGACAAAGGAAGACAAGAUGCAUCUUGUUUUGCUUUCCAUUAUAGCGUUGUGUGAGUAUUUUCUAAGCUAUUGAGCUUAUUUUCAAUAAAUGUGCUUAUCUACUAAUUUGAGCAUCUCUACAACAGCAUUUAUUGGUACCUAUGAUAAGUAUUUGCAUAAACAUUUAAAUUUACCUGAGGCUUACUGUUCUCUGAUUCCAUUUUUUGUCUCAGAAUGAUUAUUUUGAUAGGGGCCAGAGAUUUAACUCAGUGGCAUGGCGCCUGUCUCCCAAGAGAAAGGCCCUGAGUUCGAUCCCUGGUACCACAAAAAACAAAAAACAACAAAAAAGAAAAACAAUAACCCCCCCAAGAAUCAUUAUUUUUAGUCAAUUAAAUGCAACUUUUUUUCAAAGAGCUCUUUUAACCAUAAUGUGAAAACCAGGAUUAAAUUCAAAAAUUUAACUUUGGCAAAUUUAGAUUGUCUGGAUGUUUUUCCUUUAAGCCAAUAGAGAUGGGGCCUAUAGAAAGGAACGUUUUUUUCUUUUUAUAAAUAAUUUGCAGACUUUUAAAUGUACUUUCAGUGA